GGUCUCCUCAGCCACAAGAACGCGCUUUUCCACACAGGUUAAGGUGAUUGCAACUUGCAGCGUUAGCCAUGGCUUCUGAUGAACCAAAAGCAAAGAAACAAAAAGUUUCCGUGGAGAAGAAGACGGAGUCUCCGACCAAAAAGACUCAUGCAGAACUAAGCCCUAAUUCACUCUUUGGGAUGGGAAACCCCUUACUGGACAUCAUUGCUGUUGUGGACAAGGACUUCUUGGAAACUUACUCUCUGAAACCCAACGACCAGAUCCUGGCGGAGGACCAACACAAAGCACUAUUUGAGGAGAUCGUGAAGAAGUUCAAAGUUGAGUACCACGCUGGAGGAGCCACACAGAACUCCAUAAAGAUCGCUCAGUGGAUGAUGCAAGAACCCCACAACAUCGGCACAUUCUUUGGCUGCAUCGGCAAGGACAAAUUUGGGGACAUCCUGAAGGAGAAGGCGAAGGACGCCCACAUCGAUGCCCACUACUACGAGCAAGACGAAGAGCCCACAGGGACGUGUGCUGCAUGCAUCACGGGAGAUAACAGGUCUCUGGUAGCUAACCUAGCCGCAGCUAACUGUUAUAAGAAGGACAAGCAUCUCGACCUGGAAGAAAACUGGACGCUAGUGGAAAAAGCUAAAGUCUACUAUAUUGCUGGUUUCUUCUUGACCGUCUCGUUGGAGUCCAUCCUGAAAGUGGCGAAACACGCGUCUGAAAACAACAAGCUGUUUUGCAUGAACCUCUCAGCGCCUUUCAUCUGUCAGUUCUUCAAGGACAACCUCAUGCAGGUUAUGCCCUACGUUGAUGUGCUGUUCGGCAAUGAGACGGAGGCGACAGCAUUUGCUAAAGAGCAAGACUUUGAGACCGAGGACAUAAAGGAAAUUGCCAAGAAGGCCCAGGCUUUGCCCAAAGUCAACACAAAGAGGCAGAGGAUUGUGGUGUUGACCCAAGGGAAGGAUGAAACUGUGUGUCAAAGUGACAAAGUUGAGACCUUCCCUGUGCUGAAGAUCGACCCCAAGGACAUUGUUGACACAAACGGUGCAGGUGAUGCCUUUGUAGGAGGUUUUCUAUCUGAGCUGGUCAUGGACAAACCAAUAGACCAGUGCGUGAAGGCGGCACACUACGCCGCCAACGUCAUCAUCAGGCGGGCAGGUUGCACCUUCCCAGAAAAACCUGACUUCAAGUAAGGGAGUCUCAAACAACUCCAUCUGCCCGAAACCUCCCUCUCGCCCCGCCAUGCACAACUCCGGCCCCGUCUCCGUUCCCCCUGCCGCUAUUGGAUCGUGCAGCCAAGAGCCAACGAAAGAUUAGUUUACAUUUAAACUACCAGAAAGGAAUCAUGCCGCCCUCACGGGAUGUGAUCAUUUUGCUUUUACACAGACAAUCUGUUUUUAUGGACAUUUUUGUUGCCAAAUGUUUUCUGGUUCUGACACUGCCGGCUGACAGACCGAAAGGCACAAGAAGAUAAUUCCACAAUAGGAGACACGUUAUAUCCACAGAGGACUGAUCAACAGAGUAUUGGUCCACGAAGGUUUUGGAUGCUGCAUUGAAAUGUGCAGCAGUGAUUUGUUUUAGGUUUAUUUUCCAAAAUGAUUUAUUCAACUUAACAGGCCAGUUAUGAAACCAAAUGUUUUUCUUUUAAGUGAACGCUUAUAAAAUGUGUGAAAGCCCCCUGCCCACUAAUUUCUGUGAUGACUGUUAAAGUGGUGUCUUUGCUUUGUACCCUUCACUUGUUUUUUGAGUGGGUGCCUCUAGUCACACGUGCCUUUUUUCCCCUUUCCUUCCUCUGUAAAUGUUAAGAGGCCAGCUGGUGUUGUGUGAACCAGCUUCUGGUGGUACAAGGAAACCCUUUGAAACUAGAACAGUGAUGAGUACUAAAGACGUAUUUCAUUGUUUGCUGUCAGGAAUACAGAGGGUAAAUAAAACUUUACCGUUCAGUUUAGUUCUUCUAAAUGAGUGGCCUGUGUUCUUUGGGUGUUAUUUUUCUAUCUCUGUACGUUGUCACCAAAACUCAAGACUAUCAGAUUCUUUUCUUUUUUUUGUUAACUGUUACAAAUUAAAGCUACAAAGAAAAUGAAGGGAAAGAAAGGUAGAAAAUGAGUAAAAUUCUUUCUUAGACCACAGUCUGUUUUUGGAGUUGUUUUGACAUUUCUCUACUACUAGUUUUGUCCGUCUGUUACUUAAUGUUCAAAUACACCAAUAAGCCUUAAGUGACUAAAUAUUCCCCGUCUCAGUGGCACUCAGUUUCCCAUCUUUUUGCUGAACUGUCGUGCCACAAAUUCAUGAAUAAAAUAUACAACCAUC
Molecule: messenger RNA, 2298 nt
Organism: Pungitius pungitius (ninespine stickleback)
Lineage: Eukaryota; Metazoa; Chordata; Actinopteri; Perciformes; Gasterosteidae
Product: adenosine kinase
Exons: 11
Coding region: 69-1181 (370 amino acids)
Biological process (GO): purine nucleobase metabolic process; purine ribonucleoside salvage
Cellular component (GO): nucleus; cytosol
Molecular function (GO): adenosine kinase activity
Source: RefSeq, a predicted model, not a curated record